This is a messenger RNA of Scomber scombrus (Atlantic mackerel), 2731 nucleotides long. RefSeq names its product zinc finger and SCAN domain-containing protein 31-like. Gene Ontology annotation, cellular component: nucleus. The record is from RefSeq and is a predicted model, not a curated record. NCBI's taxonomy places the organism in Eukaryota, Metazoa, Chordata, Actinopteri, Scombriformes, Scombridae. Bases 69 to 1184 code for a protein of 371 amino acids. The transcript has 2 exons. Gene Ontology annotation, biological process: regulation of transcription by RNA polymerase II. Gene Ontology annotation, molecular function: RNA polymerase II cis-regulatory region sequence-specific DNA binding; DNA-binding transcription factor activity, RNA polymerase II-specific.
CACAGACAGUUCGUUAUAACUGAUUCGUUUUCUCUCUUUUCCUCCGCUGUGUGUGAGCUGUGUGUAACAUGUGCAGCCUUCAGACUCUCAAGCUUUUCGUCCAGCAGCGGCUAACUGCGGCUGUGGAGGAGAUAUUUGGACAUUUAGACAAAACAAUAACCGAGUAUGAAGAGGAGAUCCACCGCAGACACCGCAGGCUGCUGGACGAGGUUUCCAAACCUGCAGUGUUUCCUGCAGACGUACAGCAGCUGUUUGAGAGUAGAGAAGAGGUUUCCCCUGAGCAGCAGGAGUGGAGCUCCAGUCUGGACCAGGAGGACGCAGAGCCCCCACACAUUAAAGAGGAACAGGAGGAACUCUGGACCAGUCAGGAGGGAGAGCAGCUUCAAGGACUGAAGGAGGCUGAUAUCACCAAGUUCAUAUUCACUCCUGUUCCUGUGAGGAGUAAAGGUGAUGAAGGUAAACCUCAGUCCUCACAGAUUCAUCAAAGACAAACUCAGGAGAACAGAGAGACAGAACAUCUGAAAGCAGAAGCUGACGGAGAGGGCUGUGGAGGAUCUGAACUGCCCAUCAAUACAUGUCCAGAAAGACACUUACAACCAGAUAGACAUGUCAAAAACUCUCACUUUUCUGAACCUGAGACUGAAGAUAGGACUUACUGUUGGAUGGAUAUCACAGAUCUUCAACCAGAUUUAAACACUCUCAACAAUAAUUUAACACCUAUAAAUGUUAUGAGGUGUAAUACUGGUACAAAAUCAUACAGCUGCUCAGACUGUGGUAAAAGAUUUGGCCAGAAGGGGACUCUGCGGAGACACGUGAAAAAAAUUCACAAGAGAGAGAAGCCGUUCGCCUGCUCGCUUUGUAAUGCAAAUUUUAGCCAGCAGAUAGCAUUAGAACAACAUGUGAGAAUCCAUUCUGGGGAAAAACCAUUUAGUUGCUCUGUUUGCGAUAAAAAAUUCACACAAAAGAGAAACCUGAAAUGCCACAUGACGGUGCACACGGGGGAGAAACCGUUCAGCUGCUCCAUCUGCGCCAAAAGAUUCACGCAAAAGAGAAUUCUGAAAGGCCACAUGAUGGUCCACACAGGGGAGAAACCGUUCAGCUGCAGUGUGUGUGAGAAACGCUUCACCAGACGGUCGCGAGUCAAAAAUCACAAGUGUGUUGUUGAGUGCAGCAUCAGUCUGUAGCACAAGUUCUGAUCUAAAGAACGCCAUGAAAAGACACUGGAGAGUUUUUAGUACAUUGAAAUUCAUUGCAUACAAUUGAUUUAUUGUUAUUGGGCUGGGUAUCAUUAAAAAAUGACGAUACCAGUACCAAUCCAAGAGCUCUAGAAGUGAAACCGAUACCAAUUGAGUUUUUCAUUUGAUACCCAUCAUGUGAAUAGAAGCAUUAAAUUGCAUAAAAUGCCACCACAGACGGGUUGCAGCUGCUGUGGCAGUGGGCCAAUCACAUGUUGCAUUUAAUCCAAAAAUGCUUGCAUUGAUUGGCUGUGAGCAAGUCCAUACAAAUAGUCAUAUUUUCUAGCUCUGGGUGCGAAAAGGAUCGAUUGCAGGUAUCGUUUGACAGGAGACAUUUCGAUAAGACUUGUAGUAUCGAAGUAGCCUGGCUAUCGUCAGACCCUACCACAAUUGAGGUAGGGUCUGGUGAGGAGCCGUUCUUUUCCUCGUAUUGGAGGCGGGAUCAACGAAUGUCGAUCAAAUGCUUCUGUACACUACUGGACAAACUUACAGCCACUCAUACUAUCGGUUUAUUUUGGUUGAUAACUUAAAGGUAUUGAGUACUGAUACCCAGCCCUAAUUGUUGUUAUUAUUAUUAUUAUUAUUAUUAUUAUUAUUAUUAUUACAUAUCACAUUGAUAAUUAUCAUUGUGUUGUUGAGAGAAGCAGAAAGUGGCGGAGCAGCCUGUUGAAACCCUGAUGAGAAUUUGGUAAAUUUGUGCUAAGAGAUUUCCAGAAAAGACAAAUCAAACAAAGCAGGUGUUGUUGUUUGGGAUGCAGCCACAUGUGGAUACAGUACAGCCAGGCAUGAAUCACAAGUAAACUCUUUGAUUAUUUAUGCACACUACCAUCAAAUUACAAAUUACCUUCAGAUUACAAAGAUUGUCCACAGGAACUGAUGACUCAUACUGUCAAAUUUACAGAGUUUGUAUAAUUAGUCAUUUGUUCCCUAGAAUCAAUUGAUUUCUGUACUUGAAGUGUUGUGUCUCAUUAUCAACAAAUACAGGUAUAAGAUCAGACUUUGGAUACACACACAAUACUUGUUAGUAGAUGAGUUCAUUGUUGGUUUGGUUCACAUAGAAAGUGUUUUCAGAACAGAUAACUUCAUUGUAUUAAAUGUAUCCGUACAUGCUGAAUACCACAGUCUCAGUCUUAAUGCUCUGAGUCUGUUUCUGUCGCGUUUAGUUAAGCAAAAUCUGAGAUGGCAGCUGAUUAAACCACACAAGUAUUCUGUUUUAUGUGUUUAGAAUCAAUAAAUAUGAACUCUGUUGAUUUCUUAUCAAGCUGUUUUUGGUUCAGUAAAUGUCUGCUGUUGUUUAGCCUGGUGAUAGCAGUUGAGGAACAGGAGAUUCAUCGCUCUGGUUCCUGUCAUAUUUCAGAUUUCAUGCAAAAAAUCUUCUGGUUGCAGCUUCUUCAAUGUGAGGAUUUGAAGCUUUUCUGUGUCAUGCAUGAUAAUAAACGUGAAUGUCUUUUAGCUUUUGAACUGUUGAUCAAAUAAAACAAGAUAUUAAAAGAUGA